UCCCUCAACAAUGGCUGACGAUAGAGAAAGACUCUGCAAAACCCUAAAUCGAGUUCAGUUCCUCACUCUUCGUCUCUGAUGGCAACAUCCAUGCUGAAAGCUCCACUCAAUGUGUUCCACAGACACCACAGUCACCUCGCUUUCUUCUCCAAUGGCGCCAGUGCGAAGAACACUGUCCCUAUCUCGCAGAAGAGGAGAUCGCGUUUGUUUCCCGUAGUAUCAAUGGCAGCCACACCGGUUCAAAAUUUUCUCCAGAAAUCCACGCCUUCGAACCAUCACACUGGUGUUCCAAUAAUGGUUAAUGCGUGUACUGGGAAAAUGGGAAAGGCUGUGAUUAAUGCGGCGGAAGCUGCUGGAGUGCAUGUUGUUCCUGUGUCAUUUGGGUGUGAAGAGGAGUCUGGAAAGACUCUUCAGAUCGGUGAAAAGGAGUUUCUUGUGCAUGGUCCUUCUGACAGGGAGAGUGUUCUUGCAUCUGUCCUUGAUAAAUAUCCAAAUUUGAUUGUUGUGGACUACACAGUACCUUCUGCAGUCAAUGGCAAUGCAGAGUUAUACAGUAAGGUUGGGGUGCCCUUCGUGAUGGGGACCACAGGAGGAGAUAGGGACUUGUUGCAUAAAACUGUUGAAGACUCGAAGAUUUAUGCUGUGAUAUCACCACAAAUGGGAAAGCAGGUUGUUGCUUUUCUUGCAGCUAUGGAAAUCAUGGCAGAACAAUUUCCUGGAGCCUUCUCUGGUUAUUCUUUACAGGUAUUGGAGUCCCAUCAAGCAAGCAAAGUUGAUGCAUCUGGAACUGCAAAGGCUGUAAUUUCUUGCUUCAACAAACUGGGAGUGUCUUUCGAUAUGGAUCAGAUAAAAUUGAUCAGGGAUCCCAGGCAACAACUUGAAAUGGUUGGAGUCCCAGAGGAGCAUUUGUCUGGUCAUGCAUUUCAUAUGUAUCAUUUGACAUCCCCAGAUGACACAGUUACAUUUGAAUUUCAACAUAAUGUUUGUGGUAGAUCAAUAUAUGCGGAGGGCACUGUUGAUGCUGUAUUAUUUCUUGCUAAGAAGAUUGAAGAAAAGGACCACAAGAGAGUGUAUAAUAUGAUUGAUGUCUUGCGAGAGGGUAAUAUGCGAUGAAAUUUUCUUUGCAAUCUGGAUGCAGUUUUUGAGAACCAAGUAAUUUUCAUCUUCUGUCCUUUCUCUGUUAAGUUGAGGAAAGUGUAGUGUAUGUAUUAUGAUGAAUUGACUAGUUAUGUAAGCACUGUUUUUGGGGAUCAAUUUUGACAUUUUUAUUUAGUUUAAUGAAACCUGUGUUAUCACCUCA
This is a messenger RNA of Cajanus cajan (pigeon pea), 1300 nucleotides long. Its product is annotated as 4-hydroxy-tetrahydrodipicolinate reductase 2, chloroplastic. Gene Ontology annotation, molecular function: 4-hydroxy-tetrahydrodipicolinate reductase activity; NADPH binding. The record is from RefSeq and is a predicted model, not a curated record. Gene Ontology annotation, cellular component: chloroplast stroma. Lineage: Eukaryota; Viridiplantae; Streptophyta; Magnoliopsida; Fabales; Fabaceae.